Messenger RNA from Phlebotomus papatasi, 2127 nucleotides. RefSeq lists its product as uncharacterized. Gene Ontology annotation, molecular function: nucleic acid binding. The record is from RefSeq and is a predicted model, not a curated record. The coding region runs from base 1 to 2127 and encodes 708 amino acids. The transcript has a single exon. Lineage: Eukaryota; Metazoa; Arthropoda; Insecta; Diptera; Psychodidae.
AUGUUUCGUCAGAUACUAGUGCGAGAAGAAGAUAGGAACUUUCAGCGAAUCCUCUGGAGAGAGGACAAGAACAUGCCUGUAAAAGAAUACACCCUCAACACAGUGACUUACGGAACAGGACCGGCAACCUAUCUCUCAGUACGAUGUCUACAAGAGCUCGCAAAUCAAGAAGAACUCAAUUUCCCCAAAGCUUCAAAAACACUACGAGAAGACUUCUACGUAGAUGAUCUGAUGACUGAUGCUAAAACUAUUAAUGAAGCUCGCCAAUUGCAAAAAGACCUGAUCAACCUUCUUGCGAAAGGAGGCUUCAACCUGAGAAAAUGGGUAUCAAACACAGCAGAACUUACGGCACAUCUCCAACCAGAUCAAAGAGCAAUUCCUGAAAACAUCCAAAUUGGUACUGACGAGCAUAUCAAAGCACUGGGAAUAGAAUGGAAUCAACGAACAGACGAAUUCACGUUCAGUCUCAAUCCACGUGAUUACCAUGGAAUUACGAAAAGGCAACUCCUACCAAGCAUUGCAUCAAUCUUCGACCCCAUCGGUUGGCUAGCACCGAUCACAGUUCGAGCAAAGAUCCUCAUGCAAGAACUCUGGAAUCAGGAGCUAAAUUGGGAUGACCCCACACCAUCAGACACACAAAAAGAAUGGUCAUCACUCAUGAUAGAGCUCCGACAGUUGGAUUCAGUGAGAAUACCCAGAUGGAUACACACUAACAACACUACACAACUGCAUGGAUUCUGUGACGCGUCACAAAAAGCAUACGCAGCAGUAGUCUACACAAGAUCAGUCGAUGAACAAGGACGCGUUCAUAUACAUCUUAUUGCAGCCAAAACAAAGGUGGCUCCACUCAAAAACAAGGUAACAUUACCAAGAUUGGAACUAAAUGCAGCAGUCUUGCUAGCAAACCUCCUGCACAAUGUACUGGAAGCACUGCAAAUCAAUAAACCUGAAGUAUAUGCAUGGAGUGACUCAGAAAUCACGCUAGCAUGGAUCGCCAAACCACCAACCACCUGGGAAACCUACAUUGCGAACAGAGUAUCAAAGGUACAAAAUCUCAUACCGCAAGCAAAUUGGAAUCACGUAAGAAGUGCAGAAAAUCCAGCUGAUGCAGCAUCAAGAGGAAUAAAAGCUGAAAAACUGCUUAACGACAAACAAUGGUGGAACGGUCCCACAUGGUUGAAGAAAAACAAACAGCACUGGCCCAUAGAAAUCGUCGAUGAACAUUAUCAAGCCUUUAUGGCGCAAAUAAAACAAGCUCAAAACACAAUCUUCACCUUAGAUGACUUCAAAACCGCAGAAGUAACGGCGUUAAUUAUAGAGACACCUCGCAAGAAGGAAGAACCACAAUCAGAGGACGAGAACAUUACAAGAUUCUCUUCCCUUACUCACUUAAUCAGAGUUACAGCACUGCUUAAACGCUUCUUCAACAAUCUAAAGAACAAAGCGAUGAAGAAAACCGGCAAAAUAAGUGAUGAAGAAUACAAAGAAGCAAAAACAACAUUAAUUCGCAGAAUCCAAGAAACACACUUCAAAAGGGAAAUAAACUGCCUUCAAAAGAAUCAACCAAUUCCCUCAAACAGCAAAAUUCUUUCACUCUCACCGUUCCUCGAACUACGAGUAGGACUACGAGUAGGAGGUAGACUGCAACACUCCAACCUCGACUAUGAUGCCAAGCAUCAAAUUAUUCUACCCAAGAAUUCGCAUUUCACAAAGUUGAUAAUCCAGUACACUCACGAUAUUACAUUACACGGAGGAACACAGCUUAUGUUAAACACACUCAGACAAGAAUACUGGAUUAUUUAUGCUAAAAGUGGCAUUAACAAAAUCAUUCACAAAUGCCUUGCCUGCUUCAAACAAAAAGCAACACAGCACAAUCAACUGAUGGGAAACCUCCCCGAUCAUCGAGUAAGACCAAGCGCACCAUUCACAACCACGGGUAUUGACUAUGCUGGUCCGUUCUCCACAAAAUGCUCAAAAACCAGAGGAAUCAAAACGUACAAAGGAUACAUCGCUUUAUUCGUUUGUCUGGCCACAAAAGCAACUCAUCUCGAAUAUGUGAGCGAUUUAUCAACAGAAGCCUUCUUGGCAGCUCUGAAGAGAUUCAUCGCAAGAAGAGGAAAACCAUAA